AUAUUAUAAUGCCAAUCAGUCGCCACCUAGCACUCAGUGUUGAAGGUCAGAGACAUGAUAUAGAAUCUGUUUCGAAAUAAAAUAUCACGUAUUGUUAACUUCUAUGAGUUUAGUGAUGAAGCAGACAUAAGAUGCUACACAUUGUCAUAGUGUUUGGAUUACUUCUGAUACGAGAUAAAAUUGAAUGCAAGGUAUGCAAUGACUGCAUGGAAUUGACGAGAUGUCCAGGAGCACUCGCAAUAUUAACAGAAGACGCUGAUACUGAUACCAAACAAGAGUUCCAAAAUCAAUUUUGUGGAGUUAAGUACGUAUUUGGGGAUAGAAUUCCUCAGGUAUGUUGUUCAGAUUUUGCCAGACCGCCAAAUGAGAAUUUAAUGCAACAUCGAAACUUUUUCCUACUGCCGAAUAGCUGUGGAGUAAUUAAUGUGACUCCCAACUCGUCGCCUAGGGCCAAACUGUACGAAUUCCCAUGGCUAGCUCUCAUCGCAACUGAAUAUUAUCUUGGCGAGAAAUUCGUUUGCGAUGGAGUUAUCAUAUCUUCUCUUUAUAUUUUGACGACGGCAGCAUGCGCAGAAACCUCACUCUCUUUUGUUCGCGUGGGUGACUACAAUCCCGAUACUGCGAUUGAUUGUAUGCCAGAUAAUGUGGAUGUUUGUGAAGAUCAUACACAGAAUAUUUACAUUAGUGAAAUAAUAAAGCAUCCAAAAUAUGUUGGAAGUAUACGGGACAUUAGAAACAAUUUGGCCCUCCUUCGGCUUCGUGAACCAAUUGACUUUUCGUUUAGAAAUGUUGCACCAAUAUGCCUACCGAUACAAGCAAACCAGAUUUAUAAUUCACUCAACGAAACAGGGACCAUAGUAGGAUGGCUACAUAAUGGUAUUUACGAGCUACGGGAUUACGGACAACUUCAAAAAUUUCAACAAGUAAUCAAACCCCAAACUUGGUGCAAGACACUUCUUUCUAGAUUUAAAAUGAACGUAACAUCGAUGGAAAAUUCGUUUUGUGUGUUCACACAUCCAAAUGGCAUAUGCAAUACCAUAGCUGGUGAUCCUUUCAUGAUUAUUCGUAAAUACAAUCUAGUAAACCGCUACAUUUUACAAGGAAUAUACUCUCACGGAACAAAGGAAUGUAUUGGGAACGCACCAGAGGUGUUUGUAGACGUCACAAAAAUGGUCGGCUGGAUUUUGGAUACUAUUCAACCAUAAGCAAACUAUGGUAAAGACGAUAGUCUCAUGAACAUCGUAGAAGCGUGUCGCAACUGAUCAGUA
Zerene cesonia (dogface butterfly) is the source of this 1268-nucleotide messenger RNA. Its product is annotated as CLIP domain-containing serine protease 2-like. The coding region runs from base 132 to 1205 and encodes 357 amino acids. Lineage: Eukaryota; Metazoa; Arthropoda; Insecta; Lepidoptera; Pieridae. Gene Ontology annotation, molecular function: serine-type endopeptidase activity. Gene Ontology annotation, biological process: proteolysis. The record is from RefSeq and is a predicted model, not a curated record. The transcript has 7 exons.